This is a messenger RNA of Closterium sp. Naga37s-1, 2184 nucleotides long. Lineage: Eukaryota; Viridiplantae; Streptophyta; Zygnematophyceae; Desmidiales; Closteriaceae. The record is from the annotation of a GenBank genome assembly.
AUGAGCCAAUUAGCAAGUGACACGUCAUACGGACGUGAAAGAGUGGGUGACAGUGCGGCAUGUGGUGCUGCUACAGACACCACCACGCCACAUGGAGCCGCUACAGAUGCCGUGCCGGUUGUAGCAGUGGAAGAGAGCAGCGUCUCGACUGCUCUUGGCACGGCCACAUAUGUGACUGCCACGUGUCGUGUUUCCAUUGGUGGACCGACAGUAUCAGUAUCAGCAGAAGCAGGAUCAAGAGAAAAAGAUGCAGCAGCAGCAGCGGCGGCAGCGGCAGUGAAAGAGCUUGCUGCGAGGCUGGGCGGCUCGCCAUCCGUGGUGACCGCGUUUGUUUCUGGGGGAGGUGCAUCUGAGGGAGGUGCAUCUGAGGCAGGUGCAUCCACAACAGGUGCUGUGCUGGAAUCGCUGGGACGAGGAGGAGAAGGGAGUACGGGAGGGGAGAAUAUUCCCUUCUUUGGGUGCGUGGUUGGUGGCAGCAUGCAGCGUGGUCCAUGGGGCGGCGAGGGGGAGAUAAUGGGGGAGACACACACAGGGGGAGGCCAUAGCGAUGCGCAUGGCAUCGGGACCGGGAGCUAUGGUAGGAAUGAUGCUGACGGUGACGUCGAUGGUGAUGGUGAGGGUGAGGGAGAGGCGUUGGAGUGGGAGGAGGUGGUGAUGGCGGCGGCAGCAGACGAGGUGAUAGAGGGCGUGGUGUUGCUGGAGCUGAUUGAAGACUCGGAGCACAUCAUCCGCGAGAUGGCCGCUUUCCUGCCACACGAGGGGAGGCAGCACGGCGAGGAAGACACGGGGGAGACGGGGGAGAUGGGGGAGACGGGGGAGACGGGGGAGACGGGGGAGGCUGGGAAGGAGAAUGGCGCGCAGCACUGGCCAAGUGGCGGGUGGGGGGGAGAGGAGGUUGGGGGGCUGAACAGCGGCCAGUUUGGCUCCGCGGCCUCCGAUGUGGCCGCCUCCUCUGCUCUCCCUGCACCGCCUUUCACAGAACCCUCUAACUCGUUUGCUGAGUCUAUCCGAGCAAUCACAGAGGGCCACGUGGCACAAGCAGAGGGCGCGGUUACCCAGCGCCUGGAGGCAGCUUCCAGGAGGUUGCGCGGGCUUGCAGAGCGCUUGCAGACGCGUUUAGAGGCGCCUCAGUACAAGCUGGAGGGCCUUGCGGACUCCAUUCAGGAGCGUAUGUGGCCAAGUAAUGGAAUUGUGCAAGGAAACGAGUUGCUGUUGGCAAAAGCAGCUGUUUUCUCGAGAGGGGAUGGUGUGACAGAGAGGCUGGAGGGGAGAGGAGGGGAAGAGCAGGAGGUGGAGGUGGUGGUGGUGUGCGCUGCUGUCAUGCCCGGUGUGGACUGCGCUCUCACAAGCCUGCAGUCGCAUGACUACCCAUUCACCUCACCCUCCCUCCACACCAUGCUUCCCCUCUUGUCCCUUCGCUGCGCUUUCUUGCCCAUCAACCUCCCUCUCGCCCUCUCCCCGCACUUGCCUCUCCCCCGUGCCUGCCGCCCCUCACUGCAGGCCCGUCACUGCCCAGCCUCCUCGCCCGCCUGCACAUCAUCUUCCCCCACUCCUCCCGGGCAUCGCUGCUCACCCACAACCACGCUGUCCACAUGCACCGCACCUGCGCGCCCUCGCCCCCACACGACUCCACUGCCGGCCUCUGCUUCUCCCUCAGCCCCUCUGUCAUCUGUUGCGGCAUCAAGCACCACCUCUCAUGUUCCUCGCGCUCAUGUAUCCAUCCUUGUGCAUCUUCCCUCCCUUCUCCUGCUGAGCACCUCCCCCCAAUCUCCCUUUCCCCGUGCCUCCUCCCCUGCCUCCUCCCUGCCUGCACCAGCGGAGCAGCAGAGCAGCGACGCCCUGCAGGCGUGCUUCACUCACUUCAUCCGCCACCUCACCCUCCCCCUCACUCCCGCCACGACCCUCCAUGCCUCCUCACCUCCCGCGCCCGCCACUGCUCCUGCUGCUCUGAGCCUGGACAUGCCUGCAAGGGGAAUCGCACCGCCUGCCCCCUGGCUUCGUGUUAAGGAGGGGAAGGGGAGGGGAAUGAGGGAUGGGAAAAUGAGUGGUGACCAGGGGUGUGGAGAUGACGGGCUGGGGACAAAGGAGGAUGAGUGGGAGACGAGAAGAGGGGAGCGAGGGGGAGACGAGCGGAGGGUGGGGGAAGAUGAGGGAAGAGCGGGGGGGGAUGAAGGGGGGUGUUGA